Molecule: messenger RNA, 2749 nt
Organism: Gallus gallus (chicken)
Lineage: Eukaryota; Metazoa; Chordata; Aves; Galliformes; Phasianidae
Product: paired box protein 6 homolog
Exons: 2
Coding region: 1-1239 (412 amino acids)
Molecular function (GO): DNA binding
Source: RefSeq, a predicted model, not a curated record
AUGGAGGUGUGGGAGACAGCUGUGAGUCACCCGGCCCUAUCGGCGGGGCAGGCCCGGGCGGGUGGGGGUCGCCGAGAUCCGGGCGGAGGGCUCAUAAGGCGAGGAGCGGCCGCGGCCCUCGCAGCCCUCAUGGAGCCCCUCAGCAUCCCGGCAGGCGAUGCCCCGCCGCGCCGCGCCGCCCCGCGGGAGGGCGGCCGGAGGAAGCGCACGUCCUUCAGCAAGGCGCAGCUGGAGCUGCUGGUGCGCACCUUCGAGAAGCAGCCGUACCCCGGCAUCGCCCUGCGCGAGCAGCUCUCCGGCCUCACCGACAUCCCCGAGUCCAGGAUCCAGGUCUGGUUUCAGAACAGGAGGGCCCGGCAGCUGAACCGCAAGAAGAACGAAGGCGCGGUGCGGCCCUCGCAGCCGGCGGCCGCCAAGGAGGAGCGGGGGCUCUGCGGCGGGGGCGGCCAGCCCCGGGGCCUCGGCGCCGAGCAGGCCCUGCAGCCGGGGCUGUCGGGGGGCAACCAGAGCUGCUCCGGCCAGCCGCUGCCCUGCUCCGGGCCGCAGUACGCGAGGCUCGAUGCUCACUGGAGGAGCUUUGGAGUCCCCGGUCAGACCCCGUCUCACUUCGGCCUGGACUAUAUGGGAAAAGGGGAGCAGUUCGGUGCGGGAACCGUAGGCACUGCCCCUCAGUACGCGCUCCCUGCGCAGCAAGCGCAGGACUACCCGUAUCUGAAGACAUCCCUUCCUGAAAACUACUACGCAGAUGUCUUCCAGCCAUGUACAGAAGAUUACCUGUAUCUAGCAGCUAAAGAGAACACGUAUAGCAAGCCUGUCUUUAGCUACUUAAAUGCUGACCAAGGUCUGGUCGAUGAGACCUACUCAUAUAUCAAGCCUAACACCUCUCCCUUCAGUAACGGUUCCAUUCCGAGCUGUGGGGAGGGAGAGUCUAUGCUUGAGCUGAAGCAGAUGAGGCACAGCCCUCCUCAUUUUGCAGCUAGCGAGGCAAGUCCUCCUUCGGUACCUGCAAAACACGAAGGGAGGUACCAGGGGACGUGUGCUGCUCCAGACCCAUUGUACGGGCAGCAGCUGCUGGGGACAGUGAGUGACUGCGACCCUCAUUGGCUGGGUAUGAGAAAUGAAAUCUGGGGAAAUGGUUUAGACUCACUGUUGGAGCAAAAUGGGCAGCAGGGUGGGCCUCAAAGUUACCUUUUUGCUUUGGGUGGCCAGAAUUCCGCCUGUCAUUUGGGUCACACAUGAAACGAUGGCGGUGAGGCUGCUUGAUGGGAAAAUCAUCUUUUACUUUGUUCGAUUGGCAGUGUUGUCCCAAAGCGGUUAGAGGUUUUGCAGGUGGAAGGAUGGAGCGCUGGCUGUGAGCUUCAGGUGCUGUCUGGAAGGGAAAUGAAGAUGAGGAAAGCCAGCAAGGUGCACAGGAGAGCAACCUGGGGAAGGUGUGUUGCCCGUCCCUCUCCUGUCCUGCUGGCAUUGUCACCAACCAGCAUUCCUGUGAGCAUUUGGCUUUCGGUAGCUUCACAUCAACCUGCGUGUACAGACAUACCUCAGUACCUCACGUACCUCAAUACCAAAGACUUUGUCUUCUGCUGCUCAGACCGCGUUGGAUUCUACCUGGAAGCCUGGGGCUGCUCAGUUGGUUUUGUAGUCUUACCGCACAAGAUUUCGUUUGUAUCUGGGUGUGAAUUCACUUUCUUUAACUUAAGAAGUGUAGAAAACAGACGUUGUAUUUAGAGCCUCUAGUGGAGAAAGCAUGAAGGCAAGAUGGUCUGAGCGUGGGAAAUGCAGCCUUGGUGGCGGCAGGCUGGCUCACUGGGUGUAUUUGUGUUUUAGGUGUGCUCCUGAUAAAGGACACUCCUCCUGCUAUCUCCUUAGCUAUUUAAUGUAUAGUAUUUUCAUGUAAAAAAAUGACCAGAGGUAUAGCCUUUUGGAAGGCUUUCUUUUGGUGAUUUCCCGUUGUGUAAUUUUUUUUUUUUUUCAAAUUGUUUGCUAAUAUUUGCAAGGAAUCAUGUGGAUGUAAUUUAAUUAAAAUCAAACAAACACAGACCAACUCCAAACUAGCAAUCUUCAGAGUACCAAAGGAAGGCUUUUGACCAGGGUGAUAUGGAACUUGCAGAACUGCACUCGGGGUGAAGUGUAAUUGUGUUCCUUCUUUGCACUUGACACGCAGGCCCUGCUUUUAGCCUUCUUGAACUCCUCAGCCAUCUAUAAGACCGCUGUCAUCUUAACAACAUCUAAAUGGAACUCCUGGAGGGCUGUGUAGCUCUGGGAGGCUUCCACGGCUGGGUGUUAAAGCAACAUCAGGCAUUGGAUAUUGAAAUCUAUACGUGCAAAUCCUUGGGGUUUUUUUUUUUGUUUGUUUUUUUUAAUGCUUAAAAUAUGGCUCUGGAAUAUUUGACAUAUAGCUAGAUUCUAAGACAACACUGUUAACUGCUUUUAUAUGGAAUGAAAUAAAUGUAAUAAAACGAGACUUAAACACGGGCCAUUGUUUUAUUAAUGAAAAUGGUAUCUCUGUGAAGGAGCUCCCUAGCAAGUUGUGUACACAAAGAAAGGGAAAAAGCCUAUCAGGCCUGGCUUUUGUCAGUAAGUUUUAGUUGUGGCUGUGAAGAAGUCAUUAAACUUUUCUACCCUGGCCUAAAGAACUGGGACUCCCAUGUGCUGGGGAGGUACCAAAGCUGCAGACAACCAUAGAAUGGCCUGGGUUGAGAAGGACCACAAUGAUCACGUAGUUCCAACCCCCUGCUAUGUGCAGGGUCGC